CGAACCGGGGAAGUACAUCCGUCUCACAUGUAACCCAAGUGACCUCAGGUUUCAAUGCGUGCUCUCUGCAUCUAAUUCAUUGUGAAGCUGUAACACACCAUUGUGGUCUAUUCACAAUUAUAAUUUAAAGCGAAUAGACUUGCGUCAUAUUUUAAAUGGCUACCAUCCAGGAGCUGUCUCCAGACUCUGGCCGUGUGGAGACACGACCGCCCGAAGAUGAGAUCGAGGGAGAUGAUGAAGAUGAAGAGCUGGAUGAAACCAUGUUGGAGAGGUUGUGGGGUCUCACAGAGAUGUUUCCAGAAUCACUGCGAUCUGCAGCUGAAGUGUCCGCGCAGUGUUCGCUAUCUGUAGCCAAAAAACUUUACAGUUUCUCCCGCUCAGCUCUAUGGGUCGGCACCACUUCCUUUAUGAUUCUGGUUCUGCCGGUUGUCUUUGAGACUGAGAGGUUACAGCUGGAACAACAGCAAUUACAACAGCAGAGACAGAUUUUGUUGGGUCCAAAUGCUGGCAUGUCUGGAGGAAUGCCUGGAAUGAUGCCUCCUGCUCCUGGAAAGCUGUGAUGAUGUAUAUAAUGUAACAUCCAUGAGUUGUAGAAGAAGGGGAAAGAGAGAGGGAGCAGGAACUGGAGAAAAGAAGAUGCUGUUGUUGGUCAACAUCAAGAAGUCAUUACCCUGUAUAGAUUCUGUACAAUGGAGAUCUUGAUGACUUUUUAUGAACUUCCCUCUGCCUUUCUCACAAAAACAUUCUACAUAGACUGAUCUCCAAGCUCUGACCUUUUACAUUUUUAUUAUAGCUAUCUAAUAACAUGUCUUUCAGAGAGAGACUAUGGCAUCUGUUGGGAAUAUUUUGACUGUGUUGUAGGUGCAUUAUAUUUCUAAGAGAGUGUUUACGGUGCAAUGUUGGCCAUUGUAAUGCCGGAUCAACACUGACGUUGUAGAGAAUCUAUAACAGCAUGUAAAAGAUCUGUAAUAUUUAUGAGGGCACGUAAAGCCAAUGUUGAUUGUGAAAUUUUCUCUAUCUAAAAACUACGGUUUCUUGUGUUUGGUUCAGAAAUGUUAAAAAUUUAAGAUGUGGUUCUCUACCAACAGUGUCUUUUACAGGUAGAACUAACAUCAUACAAAGCUUCUGCAGUGUUAUUCCACAGAAAAAGCCAUACUGUGUGUUGAAAUUAUUGUGAAAUAUUUGAGAAAUAAUGUUUCAAAACAAUACUUUCAAUAGUGAGUGAUCCUGUUUGCUCCACCUGAUGGGAAUAAAAACAAGUGCUCCUCUGUC
Rhinichthys klamathensis goyatoka is the source of this 1272-nucleotide messenger RNA. It is a transcript of the gene tomm22, whose product is annotated as translocase of outer mitochondrial membrane 22 homolog (yeast). Bases 156 to 560 code for a protein of 134 amino acids. Gene Ontology annotation, biological process: intracellular protein transport. The transcript has 4 exons. Gene Ontology annotation, cellular component: mitochondrial outer membrane. Lineage: Eukaryota; Metazoa; Chordata; Actinopteri; Cypriniformes; Leuciscidae. The record is from RefSeq and is a predicted model, not a curated record.